Messenger RNA from Musa acuminata subsp. malaccensis (wild Malaysian banana), 4193 nucleotides. Its product is annotated as PWWP domain-containing protein 1. The record is from RefSeq and is a predicted model, not a curated record. NCBI's taxonomy places the organism in Eukaryota, Viridiplantae, Streptophyta, Magnoliopsida, Zingiberales, Musaceae.
CUGACUUCACGGGAGGCGCCUCAUCCGACUCGCAUUCCGACUCUCUCUCCCCCUCUUGUUCUAGGGUUGCUUCUCGCCCUCUUCCUGGCGAUCGAUUCCUGCAGUUUUCUACCUCGCUAUAUGGCGUGCUCUUCGAUCUUGGACGCCUAGGGUUCGUCUGUGCCGCUUCCUGUCGCUCAUUUUGCAGGGCUUCGGUUUUCUCUGCUCCGAUCUGGCCAUGAUCUCUGUCAUGAACGAGCGCGACAUCGGCCGUAGCUCCGCUGAUCCCUCCUUUGGGAUGGGAAGCCCGCAAGAAGGGACAAUGGCUGGCGACAAGGCGGCUGCUGACGUGGGCGGCCAUGGUUCUGAUGAAUCUAGGGUUUCGAUGGAGCUCGAUCCCGUGGAGCUAAAAAGCGAGGUCGGCGGUACGGUUUUGGAGCUAGGCGUAGCGGAUCUGUCUGGACCUCGAAAGGAUGCCCCGGUAGAUGCCGAGGCCGCGAUGACUGAAGCUAGGGUUCUCGAAUCUGAUGUCGGGGAAGGCGUUUCUGCUGCCGCUGAUGCCGGAGCUGAGAUACUGGUCGCUGAUCAGGAGGAAGGGAGGGAUUUCGACGAGGACGGGCUUUCGGAUGAGGCUGAGGUUUCAGAUGGGGUUAGGAUUCCGCACGGGGCAGUGGGGAACUGGAUGAAUGGGUUCGAACUGGGUGACAUGGUGUGGGGGAAGGUAAAAUCACACCCAUGGUGGCCUGGCCACAUCUUCAGCGAAGCGUUUGCGUCGCCGUCAGUUCGACGGACAAAGGGAGAGGGCCAUGUUUUGGUCGCCUUCUUUGGGGAUAGCAGCUACGGUUGGUUUGAUCCUGCGGAGCUCAUCCCUUUUGAUCCUCACUAUGCCGAGAAGUCCAAGCAGACCACCUUGCGGCCUUUUGUCAAGGCUGUCGAAGAGGCAGCUGACGAAACUAGCCGGAGAGAGGCUCUUGCUGUGACUUGCUACUGCCGGAACACAGUCAACAUCAGGCCUGCCCGUGUCCCAGGAUACUUCUAUGUGGAUGUUCCAGGGUUUGAGCCAGGGGGUGUUUACUCAUCAAAGCAAAUCAACAGCACGAGGGACAAGUUUUCACCUGAGAAGGCGCUCGCCUUUGUGCUUCAGACAGCCUUGGAUCCUCUGGCAGGUGACCAAGCUAGUAUAGAUCAGAUUAAAAACAUUGCGAUGAUGUUUGCAUACCGGAGAGCAGUGUUUGAGGAGUUUGAUGAGACCUAUGCACAAGCAUUUGGGGUAGAGCCAGUACGGCCAUCUUCACAUACUGGGUCGUUGUCAGAUCAGCCUGAAAGAUUUGCUCCCCGAGCGACUCCUCUGAGCGGUCCACUGGUGGUUGCCGAGCCGCUGCGCCACAAAAAGAUCUCCUCCAAUGCUAAUAAGCAGCUUGCGCCCAAAGCGGCCAAGCUCCCAUCAUCUGCGAAGAAGAACAAGUACGUCCUGAAACGGAGGGACGAACAGGAGACGCCGAGCACCCGCGUCGGCCCUCCCAAGCCUUCCCUUCCCGAUUUCCCCUCCCCCGCCCACCCCUUCCGCAGCUAUUACAACCUCUUGCCCCCGCAACAGCCGAUCUCCGCCCAUUAUGCCCCUCACGUCCAGCCCACCCUCGUCUUCCAGGACGCCUCGUACGCUCCGGCUUCGGCGGCGGGCGGCUCCAACCUCGGUGACUACGUGCUUCAGAAGAGAACCCCUACUGUCGUUGCUUCCGCCGAUGACAAGCUUCCGCCGCAAGUCUCUCAAGAUACCGGCGGGGAUAGACCGGUACCGGAGCAGAAAACCUUGCCGGUGGCCGUGGACGUUCCCAUUGUUGUUAGUCCUCGACAAGCAGCAUCGCAGCUGGGUGAGAUCGAAUUCGGAAAGGUAGACCCCGCUGUCGCCGCUGCUCAUGUACUUGCCGAGGUUAAGGACGGGUAUAGGGCGGGACUGUUGGCUCGACCUGCAGAAGGAUGGAAGUCCAAGGAUGCCAAGGUUACUGGUGGAAUCAUGAAGAAGGUAAAGAAGCGCCCGCGUGAGGAUGGUGGUAGCUCCGUGGGACCUGACGGCACUGCUGCCGACGUGACAAAGAAGAAGAAGAAGAAAAAGGAACGGAGCGGUGGGAUUGGACUGCCUGUGUCCACCAAGGUCGAGGAUCCUCAUGGGAGAUCAGCAGGGAAGCCCGUUAGCGUCGAAGGGGAGUCGCUGAGAAGGGGAGAUGGGGUUGCUCGCGCCAUGGAGCCCUAUGCUUCUGCUAUUCUUCUUCCCCAGAUCGACUUGAGUUCCCGUUCUCUGCAGCUGCCCGAGCUGGUGAGUGACUUGCAAGAGCUAGCGCUGGAUCCUUUCUAUGGAAUGGACCGCGACGCCCCGUGGGUCGCGCUCCAUGUCUUCCUCAGGUUCCGGUCUCUGGUCUAUCAGAAGAGCUUGGCCCUUCCGCCGGCCAGCGAGGCUGAAGCGCCGGACGUCCAAGCCGGCAAAUCAUUGGCUGCUCGGCCGCCGCAUGAGCCCAUUGCAGCACUUGCUGAGGUUGCUCCGUCGAAGGCCGCCAAGGAUGAGAGAGCGCCGCCCUCCAUCACGAAACCGCCGAGAGCCAGUUUCAGGCCUGAUGAUCCCACCGUGGCUGGACGCAAACGAACCCCAUCUGAUCGACAAGAAGAGAUGAGCGCAAAGAAGCAGAAGAAGAUGGAGAAGCUCAAGGCUUUGGCAGGUGAGAAGAAGGUAACCAUCAUCCCAAAGGUACCCGAUGCGCAGUUGCAGCAACAGCAGCAGCAGCUGAGCGCAGCGGCAUCAGUGUCCGUGGGGCCGGCGAAACCUAACAACAAGGCGGCAGAGCCGAUCAAGAAGCAAGAACCCUUGCCGCCGCCGCCGCGGGCACCCUCGCCCACCACCCUCGUGAUGAAGUUCCCACCACGGACGACCCUGCCAUCGGUGGCUUCCCUGAAGGCCAAGUUCGCCCGGUUCGGGCCGCUUGAACUCUCCGGAUUCCGCGUCUACUGGAAAUCCAACACUUGCAAGGUGGUGUACAAGUUCAAGCCCGACGCCGAGGCCGCGCUCAACCACGCCAGGAGCAACGAGAUGUUCGGCCAGGUGAAGGUCCACUACUACCUCCGCGACGCCGACGCGCCGCUGGUGCCAGAGCCAGCCUCCGACGCCGCCGGGCAGAGGUCCGAAGGCCCCCAAUUCGUCAGGCCUGGAAGCGGGGCAAGCAGCGGCAGCGUUUCUUUCGCUCUUCCGCCUGCCGGUCAGCUCAAAUCUAUUCUGAAGAAAUCCAGCGACGAGGCUGGCGCGGGCGGCGGCGCCACGGGCAGCAGAGAGUCUCCCCGCGUAAAAUUCAUGUUGGACAACGUCGACGGCAAGGCGGAGCCACCCGUGGUGGUUGCCGGCAAUGGCCGUAGCAAUGCAGAUGCACCCUCAACCUCUCUUCCUCCAGUAGCGACCGUCAUCAGUAAGACUCCCAAGUCCGUUACUUUCCUUUCUCCUCCGCCACCGCCACCACCAUCAUCCGCACAGCCUCAAUCAUACCCUUCUCGGCUGAUACACAACCCUUACCUUCCAUCACCUCCUCCCCUUUCAUCCUUUUCAUCCGUCUCAAUUCCGCCACCACCCUCGCUUCGCGUGUCCGAUCGGGCACUCGCGCCGCCCCCGCCACAUCGUGGCAGUCUCAAUAGGGACGAAGCCCGCGGCCCGGCGGCCGCGCAAUCCAGCGACCCGCCGCCGCAUAACUACAGGCAGCACGGAGGCGAGGUGGAGGAAAGAGGCAACCCGAACGGAGACUUCGCCAACCAAAUGCUGAGCCUCCUGAUUAGGUGUAGCGACAUCGUGAGCAGCGUCAAGUCGUCGCUGGGCUACGUGCCUUACCACCCGCUGUAGGAUCUCGUGGUGAAGGACGGUGCAGCAGCGGUUGCAACGAAGAGACAAGCGGCCUCUCUCUGGCUUACUCGUAGACCGCUUAUGUUGACAGUGGGAAAUGUAUGGGAUCUCUAGACUUGUACCGUUACACGCCUAUCUCCUGUUUGACGAUUUGGUUUGUGACCUCUGGACGGCAGCGCAGCCGUAGAACUGCGUGUUUGAGCUGCACAACCCAUUUUAUUCUUUGCUUGUUGUUGCUGCUUUCGUCCUUUUUCUUUUCUUUUUUCCUUCAAGGGUAAGUUACGAAGGUGGAAUUCAGAGUUUAUGAUCUUACGAUGAGAAAAGAUAUCUGUAGUGAUAA